This is a messenger RNA of Octodon degus (degu), 1587 nucleotides long. RefSeq names its product tetraspanin 15 (gene Tspan15). Bases 94 to 978 code for a protein of 294 amino acids. NCBI's taxonomy places the organism in Eukaryota, Metazoa, Chordata, Mammalia, Rodentia, Octodontidae. Gene Ontology annotation, cellular component: membrane. The record is from RefSeq and is a predicted model, not a curated record. The transcript has 8 exons.
GGGGCAGUGAUUGCCGGCGGCCCGCGUCAGUCCGGGCCGGGGCUCUGGCGGCGGGGCGCUCCGCCGGCGCUCUCAGGUGGGGCCUCGGCCAGGAUGCCCCGCGGGGACUCGGAGCAGGUGCGCUACUGCGCGCGCAUCUCCUACCUCUGGCUCAAGUUCUCGCUCAUCAUCUACUCCACGGUGUUUUGGCUGAUUGGUGCCCUGGUCCUGUCAGUGGGGAUCUACGCAGAGGUUGAACGGCAGAAGUACAAAACCCUGGAAAGUGCCUUCCUGGCCCCGGCCAUCCUCCUCACCCUCCUGGGGGUUGUCAUGUUCAUCGUCUCCUUCAUUGGUGUGCUGGCCUCCCUCCGGGACAACCUGUGCCUUCUUCAAGCGUUUAUGUACAUUCUUGGGAUCUGCCUCAUAAUGGAGCUGAUUGGUGGCGUGGUGGCCUUGAUCUUCAGGAACCAGACCAUUGACUUUCUGAAUGACAACAUCCGAAGAGGAAUUGAGAACUACUAUGACGAUCUAGACUUCAAAAACAUCAUGGACUUUGUUCAGAAGCAGUUCAAGUGUUGUGGUGGGGAAGACUACAGAGAUUGGAACAAAAAUCAGUACCACGACUGCACUGCCCCCGGGCCGCUGGCCUGCGGGGUGCCCUACACCUGCUGCAUCAGUAACAAGACAGAUGUCAUCAAUACCAUGUGUGGCUACAAAACCAUCGAUAAGGAGCGCCUCAGCGUGCAGAACAUCAUCUACGUCCGGGGCUGCACCAACGCCGUGAUCAUCUGGUUCAUGGACAACUACACCAUCAUGGCGGGGCUCCUGCUGGGCAUUCUGCUCCCCCAGUUCUUGGGGGUGCUGCUGACGCUCCUGUAUAUCACCCGAGUGGAGGACAUCAUCAUGGAACACUCUGUCACUGAUGGGCUCCUGGGCCCUGGCACCUACCCCAGUGUGGAGGCGGUGGGCACAGGGUGCUGUUUGUGUUACCCGAAUUAGGGCCUUGCCCAGGACCAUGGCUCCAAUAGGGACAGUGCUGGGUGGCAGUGUUCACUCCACUCAGGCUGGACAGGGCUGCACUGUGGCCCCUCUGCCCAUUUGGCACUGGCUGAGGCCCAGGCCAUGUGUACCUGUGCGUGGCAUCCUGUGGCUCAACAGCCGUGGGCUUGGGAUCUUGUACCCACAUUGCAGGCCCCCACUGUAGGGCUUGGUUGUGGGGUGAACGGGAGCUGAGUGCUUGGCUCUGGCCCAUUUUAUUUCUGAUAGUGCCUUGGCCAGUGGUCCUUAUGCCCCACUGGAGGGUGGCUUUGCACUCAUUUGUGAGCGGGAAGAGAAGAGUGACUCCGUGGGGCUGGAGGGACAGUGCAGCCCUGGCCUGCCCCCUGGCCACACCCCAGGAACCUGGGUGGGCCAUUUCUCUUGUGCCUUGAGCCCCCUGCCAGGGCUGCUGCUUGGCUGACCCAUUUUCUAUGUGAUUUUUGUAACAUUUGCAUUUUGUACACAGUUAAAGCAGUUUCCGGCUACUCAAAGCCAGACUCUUCCCACACACCCUCUACUCCACCAGUCAGUCCUUUAAUCGAACAAUAAAGACAUGAGUUUUUCUUUCUG